CAAUUUUGAUUAGGAUCGACCUGAUCAAGCAGUUUUCUGGGUGAGCGAUAUUCUAACCACUUCAAGUUGGGAUUUCGUAGAAAAAAGUGUUCCUCGAAAAUGAUAUGGCUAGUUUUCGUUUUUUUAUUUCUGGUGCUACUUUACAUCUACUCCAUCCCGAACUUAUGGAAAAACAAAAACAUCGAUUUCGUACCUCCGUUCCCAGUUGUCGGUAAUUUCUUGAAUACCAUUUUAAGAACAGAAGGUAUUGGUGAGAUAAUUAAAAAAAACUACGAUGGCUACGAUUCCAGUACUCCCUAUUUUGGUAUGUAUUUCUUCAGAACACCAUUUCUGGUCAUAAAAAGCAGGGAACUGGUGAAAACUGUACUAGUGAAAGAUUUUAGUCAUUUUCCUAAUAGACCUACUUACGCUGAUGAGUAUAUCGACCCUUGGUCUACCAAAACACUGCUGACACUGAGAAAUGAAGAGUGGAGAUCUUUAAGAAACAAACUCUCAACAGUUUUCACUUCUGGCAAGAUGAAAAUGAUGAUACAUCUGAUGAAAGAAGUGUCGGAUCAAAUGGAGGAAUAUCUGGAAGAGAGAAAAUCCGAAGAUGUCGACGUAAGAGAACUAUCCAGAAGAUUUUUUAUUAACAUAAUCACGAAAUGUGUCUUCGGUAUAAAACCUAACAAUUUAAAGGACGACAAUUCUUACAUCAGGAAUCUAGCAAGCAGAUUAAUCGAUAUCGAGAAUUACAAGUGGAUUUUCUCUUUGUUGCUUUAUUUCACAUUCCCGAUUAUAGUGAAGUUGUGUGGCCUCCAAUUUGUUGAUAAGGAAGCGGCAGAUUAUCUGGUCAAAGUUUUCGAAGAUUCGUACAAAGAAAGGAAGAAAACGAAAAUGGUAACUAACGAUCUUGUUGAUCUUCUUCAUAACCUUAAGGAGCAAGAGAAGGAAGAUGAUACUUUCAAAUUCGAUGACAUGAAAUUAGCAGCCCAAGCCCUGGUGUUUUUCCAAGCAGGUAGUGAACCAGCCUCUAGUACCCUCUCAUUCUGUUUGUACGAACUGGCUUUGAACAAAGAAGUGCAAGAUACACUUCGAGAGGAGAUACAUCAAAAUAUUGAUGCAGAUGGUUUUCUUUCAUACGAGGUAUUGAUGGGACUGACCUACCUUGACUUAGUCCUAAAAGAAGCUUUAAGAAAAUAUCCACUUGUACAAGUUCUCGUCAGACUCGUAGAAAAAGAAUAUACUUUCGAAAAAACUGGACUGAAGGUCGAGAAAGGUGUCAGUGUUGUUAUUCCUAUGCUAGCCCUUCAUUAUGAUCCAAAAUACUAUCCUGAUCCAGAGAAAUUCGAUCCAGAAAGAUUUAGAGGAGAAAAAUUCAGGAAACUUGAUUACGUCUAUCUACCGUUUGGGGAUGGACCUAGAAAAUGUAUAGGAUACAGAUUUGCUGUGAUGUCCUUGAAAAUAGCGUUAGCAAUGUUUAUAAAGAGUUUCGAAGUGCUACCCUGUACCAAGACUGAAAUACCACUAGAAUUCAACAAAACAUCUUUCUUCAUCUCUCCAAAAUCAAGCUCUAUUGUUUUGAGGGUCAACGCUGUCGACAAAUACAAAAAAGAUUGAUGAUGAGUUGAUAAUAUAAUAGCAAAUAAAAUCAUAAUAAUAUGUUCAUGUCCGAAACACUACAUUGUUUAGUUGUAAUGUAAAUAAAUCAUAUACCUAAGUAUCAUAUAGAUAAUGGAGAAGAAUAUUAAUUUAAUAGAAGUAAAUGAAUUUAUUAUGAAUGCACUCGUGAUGGUAUUAUAAAAA
This is a messenger RNA of Harmonia axyridis, 1785 nucleotides long. Its product is annotated as cytochrome P450 6k1-like. The record is from RefSeq and is a predicted model, not a curated record. Gene Ontology annotation, molecular function: heme binding; iron ion binding; monooxygenase activity. NCBI's taxonomy places the organism in Eukaryota, Metazoa, Arthropoda, Insecta, Coleoptera, Coccinellidae. The coding region runs from base 100 to 1599 and encodes 499 amino acids. The transcript is spliced from 4 exons.